UCAGACUCUACCAAAUUUGAAGUAAUUCAUUCUUACAUCUAACACGAACUGUUUUCAAACAGUCGAAUUUUCACAUGUGAUUACGUUUUAUCAAUCGGUGGCUUGUAUGAUGCCGCCACAUACAUAACCAGAAUGAACUUUCUGACCAAACUUAAAGCCGCAGCCAGCAGCACAUCGCUGGCAUCCCGCUCUGGCGCUUCCAAGCCCCCCUCGCCCGCUCCCUCCGUGCACAAUCUGGGAGAUGCAGAAAGUGACAGAUCAGAAUGCCGGUCGAGUCGGUCACGAUCGCCACUUCGGUCAAUCCAGCAUUCUUUUCGAAGACUUUUCGGUCAGCCGAGCCCGCGGAGUAAAUAUCAAUCACAAGACCUUUUAGCGAGCAAUCAACAAAUCCCAAUCCAUAAUGGUGCCAAUCAGAACCCUCCAGUGAGACCACCUCAAUAUAAACCACCUCUUCCACCAAAACGAGCAGCCCCGAUCAUUUCCCCGAAUGCCAACAACGUCGAAAACUAUCGCGACAAAUUGCGAACUAACAAAAAAGAAUCUCAAACGAAAGAUCAGCAGAACAAACGGUCCAUAAAAAUGAGCAUAACGCCAAAAGACAACUUGGCUUUUGUGAAGUCCAAGCUAAAACAGGGUUCGAGUGAGGUGAAAAUUCUGAGCUCGGAGUCUGAUAGCAAGAAAGACAGGAACCCGAAGAAGGCUGGGGGAGGGGAGAGCAGAAAGAGUAAAGUACAGAAGGGCGGAGGGGCGGAGGCGAGUUCUGCAAAUAGUGGGAUGAGUGUGGCCUCGGAGCCCAUUAUGCACUAUGGCAGGACCCCUGAUGGAAUAUACCAAUCAGUUGAUUGCGAGUAUCAAGAGUUCAUUCAUGGUUUUCCCGGACAAAGUUUUAAUCCAGUCCAAUAUCAAUCGUACAGCGCAUCCACGGGACUCAUGAUACCAUCUCCAAAUCUCCUCAAUCAUCAAUCCAGACCUCAAUUCCAGGCGCAACAUUCGUACCACGGGAUGAUCCCCGCGUCACCAUACCAAUUAUGGGAAGCACCACGAAUUUCUAAAAGAGAUCAUGCAUUACCCGCAGCAUUGCAUGUACCCAGCCAACCCAAUCCACCUCAUCUCCAACCCAGGGAUCCGAGAUUUAUAAACGAAAUCCCAUUUCAGCAAAUGUUUCCGGGCGACAAAAUCAAUUCCCAGCCUGCAAUUAAUUAUAACCCGAAAACUAACUUGCAACCCGCAUCUUUGGUCCGCAGAACUCCAAAUGAUCGAUCAAAAAGUAAGGAGAUUAAUAUUCCGGUGAUGCCAGACAAACCCACCUACAUGCGAUCAAUUUCCAACCAAGAAUUAGUGACACGUCACGUGCAGCAGCAACAUAUGAUAAACCAAAUUCAUCAGAACUCACAGAUAAGUUUGAACAGUCAGGGAAAACAUCAGCCCCUGAGGGUUCCCUUAGGGCUGCAGCACCAGUUCAACCAGCCUGCUCCGGUGCCUUUGCAGCUACACUACGACUCCUCUGAUUCGCAAGCUAUUUACAGCGACUCAAGUCCUCGCUUCAACAAAAACGAGAGUCGGUCAAAACGGCGAGACAAGUCGGUUCCACGAAGACCAAUGUCAAAUAUACAUCUUGAAGUAGCGGAGCGAAACAGUAGAAAUGAGCAUAUUGGUCAACGUACGGUCAGUUCACCAAGUUUGCACUUCAUGGGUCGUCAAACCCCAAAGGCGACCGCGUUUCGAGGUGAAAGUGAUAUUGAGGAUGAGUUGGACGAUGAUGUGUUUCUAGACCCCGAACCUGUAUUUCCUACUCAUUCCACAAAAUCGACAGAAGUAAGUUCCAGUGCCCAUCAAUUGCAUGCUCUUAGCGAUCCAUAUGAGCAUCCGCUACCUUUGAAUAACGGGAUCGCAUCUAAAUCAAACUCGGCAAUAAAUGAGCAAAAUGGUACUUUAAGCAACGAACACCAUUCAGUUAUAGGAUAUGAAAUGCAGUUUGAAACGCUGAAGCAACAACUGAAUGAUGCCAUUCAAAACGACGGGGACAUCAGAAAUAUGGGUGGGGGCAAGAAUUCCAGGAAAAGCAAAACUCAACAGAGUUCUCAUAAGAUUGAAUCUACUGAAAAUGGAUUGACGAGUCCCACUCGAGCACCCGAGGAGCAUGAGUCAUCGUCGAAUACAAACAGUGGUCUUGGUGAGCCGUUUCCAAUUGAAGGUGUGAACGGACAUGAAGAUCAAAACAAUCUGGCUUUAUCAAACGAAGCUUUGUCAUCUAGUCAUGCUUACGGGAAAGCAAACGAAUCCAAUCUGUUGAACGAGAGCGAACUCAACUUGGAUACCAGUUACACCACCAACAUGGUCAAAAUAGAAAAAUUUCUGAACAAACUCGAGCCUGUAACUGAAGCAUACCUUCAGCAAAAUCCAGGCACUUAUGAUAUACACCCGAAAAAGCAACGACGACGCAAAACGAACAGCGAUCUCUCGUCGAAACAACGUAACAAUGAGUCGUCAGUUGUGCGAAGUCAUUCGCCGAGCGACAAAUCUCCGAUCGAGAUCGAGCGACUUCAGAAGGUGCGGCGAAGGGCGGCUGCACGCGAAAACGGGGAGCAGGGGAUUAUUAAGUACCGUCGGCCUGUUACUCCGCCUUCACAAAGAUCAACGCGGCGCAACAAAACAAUUCUGAGGGCACAAUCGGCUCCACCCGACCAACUUGAAGUGUGGGGGGAUCCGAGGGUAAUCUCAUUGCCUCAGAAUCAAACUUUUUCGGAGUUGAAUAUUCAUAAUAACGAAACAGACUUUCAACACUCUGUGCUACCUGAAAAUAUUGCAAAUAAAUCACAGGACCACAUUAUGUUUGUCUAAUGUGCGUACUUAUUUUGACCUUGAAACUUCUUAAUAUUUCAUUGCUAUUUUUAAUUAAUUUAAUGU
Symsagittifera roscoffensis is the source of this 2907-nucleotide messenger RNA. RefSeq lists its product as uncharacterized. The transcript is spliced from 4 exons. The record is from RefSeq and is a predicted model, not a curated record. Bases 133 to 2841 code for a protein of 902 amino acids. Lineage: Eukaryota; Metazoa; Xenacoelomorpha; Acoela; Convolutidae.